ACGAUCAGCUGUUCUGAGCUUGUACGCUGUGAUCCGCGGAUCAGCUGGGCGAAGCAAUAACAGCCAGGACAAAAACAAGACAAAUAUAUAAAUGCAGCAAAAACGGGAUUAAAAAACAACAACAAGAGAAGAACACAAGGAUAAAGACUGCACAUUUAGCUGUCGUGUAGUUUAAAAGUUUCUUCUAAGAAGAAAGCCUUUUUAUUAAUCUUAUUAUUAUUAUUUUCAUGUGAAUAUAAUCCUGGUGCAUUAACACUACCUCAUAGAAACGCUCCUGAAUCCGGGCUUUAAGGCUUUUGUCGUGUUUCUUACUGUUUCGUCCACACGUUUACACGUUUUUUCGGUGCUUCAGCAAAGGCAGGCCUUUGCAGUCAUAGAAAGACCAUAAAUUUGCACUUCGAGAGUUAAUAAGCUCUUCCAACGUUCGUUUCACCAACAAGGGCUUGACAAGCAAAAGACGCCGUGCUGGUCCUUCACAACCUGCAACAGAAGACCAUCAGCAUUACGAACUGUAGAUCUUUUCCGAGACAAAUUCCAAGGCAGCUCUCCCUCAGGAUACCUCCACAAUCUGCCCUUUGACCUCCAAGUCGGCCAUGUUCCAGCGACUUAGCAACCUGCUGUUCGGAGCGGUGGAGGACGUCUCUGCCGAGCUCAAUGGACCCAAGCCCUGCGUGACUGAGGUGGAUGAUGAGGGAUGGCUUCUGGUCAGCGUAUCCGGUGACAGAAACUGUACCAUGUUGGGUGAGGAUGGGUUGGAGGUCCCAUCGAUAGCACAGUCUCUUCCAAAUAGUGAAUGUCAGAGGGUGGAGUCUGGAUGUGAUAUAGCCACUCCCCCCUCUCGUACAAGUGACUCCAGCCCUUUCUCAUGCAAACGGCGCAGGACUAGAGCAGGCCGCUCUCAGGCAGCGUGUCCUCCUUCGUCUCGUUCCCUUCAUUCCCCUCUUUCCCUCGACUCUCCCUCCCCGCUUGGGUCAGGUGGAGCGAAUGUGCUGUCUGACCCCGCCCCCUGUGGGUUGGAUGAGAGCUGGUUCAUCACUCCUCCACCCUGUUUCACUGUAGAGGGAGCGCCAGCUGAGGCCAGCCCCAUGGAGGACCUGCUCAUCGAGCAUCCUAGCAUGUCCGUCUAUGUCUCCUCGUCCAACCUGGAGGAGAGUACAGCCAACAUGGCCGACAGUGUGAGCAGGAUGUCUGAAUCCACCCCAGCCCCUGUUCCCACUCGGUUGGUGCGAGGAUCAGCAUGUCAGGUGGUUCCUCUUGCCAAAGUGACUCAGGCGAGCCGUGUUCAGAGGGCCAAGGCCCGCACCGAGCGUCGUCACCUGGGCCGCGGUCGCAUGCAGCGCCAAAACCGCGUCCGCCAGCAGAUCCCACGCCACAUGGCUCACACACGCAACUCUGUCCUGCACCAACCGUGCCAGCGCAACUUCUGCCACUGAUCCACCAGGAUCCUGGCAUCACCAUCAUCAUCAUCACGUUCACCAACCUCCAUCAUCCCACAUCACCUACCGUACCAUGUCUUCAGCAUCCUCCACCAAAGCCCUCUUUUAACGUUAUUCCAGUCACGAACAGGAAUGCUUAAAAUCCAUCCAUUGUAGACGAGCCACUUGUUUUUCCAAUUAGCAUUCGAUUCACAUGGCUCUGUUUUAAAUAGUCGCAGCCUUUGCUCAUGUCUCCAAGAUGCCAUUUACAAUCAGCAACCUCACACGCAGACGGAAGUGGGAACGGCUAAUAUCAAAAACUAGCAAAGAUUCAAAACAAGAAAAGUAGCAGCACAGACACAGAACACCGAUGUGGAAGAAACCAAACAAGGGUCUGACGCUAACAUCUCAUCCUUUAUUUGCUUUCAUUUGUGUUGGAAAAGUCCAGUUUUCUCCAUUCUUAUUGUCUUUUGUGAUUUCUAUUGGGGGGACGAAAAUACCGUAGAGGCUAAAAUGUGUUCCAAAACUAUAACAUCGCGUCAGACAGCACAGCGUUUCUGAUACGGAGAAAGGGGCUUUAACAACACAUAGAAUGGCAAAGUAGGUCAAUGAAGGUGGAAGUGAGGAUAAAACAGAGUAAAGACUGCUGGAUGUUGAUGGAGAAUUGAAGAGGAUGUAAAUUAGUACGUAUCGUAGCCCACAGCAUUACCAAAGCACCUUAAAGGGAAAAUCCAAACUACUAUGGAUUGAGAAUUUUUUGGAUUUGAGUUGAUUUUUUUUUUCUUAAGUAAAUCAUGGGUUGGGUUUUCCCUUAAAAUGAUUUGGUGCUUUUUGGUCUUUGGUGCCUCCUCAAACAUUUUGGGCCAAUUUAAGGUAAAGAAACAGAAGGCACUGUGACAUGUUCAUGCUAACAAUGCAUGUAAUGUUGAAUAUUGGGUGCUGAGUUAGCAACUACAGCUUAAGAUAUAUUUAUUUUUAAUGGAUCGUUAUAAAAUCUCACCCGGUUUCAGGCAUUUUGUCCAUUUAUUUGCAUACUUACUGGUCACGUAUUGAUAAUAAACCUUAAAUGGAUGUCCAGCCUAGAAAGAGGAGUGUAAACCCGCAUGACCAGCACUUAUCAGAGCCAGUGUGAGGUUACUGUGGGUUACAGGGUGUGGUAGAUUAUAGAAGGUGUAGAAUAAGGUGAAAGGAAUUGCAUUGCAUCGCCACCUAUAAUGGUAAAUGGUCUGCACUUAUACAGCGCUUUUUUAACCUUAGCAGCUUUCCACUGUUUCGCAUUCACCCAUUCACACACAUUCACACACCAAUGGCUGCAGAGCUGCCAUGCAGGGUGCUAGCUUUGGGGUUCAGUGUCUUGCCCAUGGACACUUCGGCAUGUGGAGACAUGUGGGCUGGGAAACAAACCAUCAACCCUACGAUUAAUGGACAACCCGCUCUACCAUCUGAGCCACAGCCAGCCGGUGACAUGGUGAUACGGAACAAAUAAAAUGAUAAACUCAAAUCUGGCGUCACGAAGGGGAUGCGAAUGAGCUCCAGACUCAGAUUUUAACCACACUGAUUUGAGAAAACAAUCAACUGUUGCAAGCCUGUUACACCUCUAGGUGGCGAAGCAGUCCCCUUUAAGACACGGUAUAGAAAGCGACUCUUUAUUGUGUUUUGCUGCAUUAGGUUUAGAUCAUGAUCUUUUUAUGAUUCACUUUUGAAGUGAAUGUGCCUCAGACCCUUGAUCUUCCUCUCCAUCCAUCCUCUCAGUGUCAGUCCUGCAACUCAAACCCAAACCCAACGCUUAGCUAAAAGAAAAUCACUGUGAUCAUAUUUGUAGACACCAAACAUAUUACACCAUGACAUGAGACUGAAUUAUUCAUUUUACUCUCAGAAAUCCGUCCCAGUGAGCAAAGAGUGACCAAUGAUGAACGUUACUAAGGCCAUCUAGCAUGACUAAAUGGGAUACUUCGCGUUUGCUCACAUAUAGUUGAUUAGGCAAGACAUGUUUGCUCUCUAAUGUAGAUAACAGAAGAGGGCAGAUAGCACUUUCCUCCGAAGGUGUUCAGCUGCGAUGUGGUGGCUUCACGUAUCUAGGACGAAGCACGUGCUAGCCUUCACCCUCUCUGGCUAGCUAGGGGGCAGGAAUAGGCAAAAUGGCCAAAUUGGAAGAAAUGAGGUUUAAAUAAAAACAAUAUAGCCACCACAUUUCCACCGCAAGUCUGAUACCCAGCGAUUCCAGUUAUCCAAGAUGGCCGCCCCAUAACAUCACAGUUUAGAGCUACGUUACAGUGGAUAUAUGAUAUAGAUCUUCAUUACUUAUUACUACUUACAUUAAAAGCAAAUGUCUGACACUAUUGAUUUUUUUUUUGCAUGCUAUUCCUUUAAUUUAAUCCAUUAAGAGUGUGAUUGGUCUACUCAUAUAUGUGUAAACACUCAUGUGUGUUCACUUACAGAAUCCAUCCUUCUCCAUCAUUCAGUGUUACUUUCCUCCAUGGAAAUCCUCUGUGUCAUGCUCUGGCUUAUAUGCGUAUCAUCGAUGCUGAUUAGAUUCACUAUGGUGCUGAACAUGUUUGACUGUUUGUAAAAGUCAACUUGGAUGUAUGUUUGCACUCUCUUACAGUUUAUUUUUGAGGUUUUUAGCUGUGUGCGAUUUUAUUUGUUUUAUUUCAAGCAUCAGUCCGAAUGAGAGGGUGAUGUUGAUGUGCAUGAGUUGGGAAAACAAACUAUUUUAAAUUAUUCACAUUCACAUAUGAUAUGUACAUAUAAUGCACAGCUCUUUACAGUACAGUGUUUGUGUGUUUUAGCUGAAUGAUGGCACCGUUUAUUGAAAGCAUCUUUACAAAGCUAAGUUGAAUACAUAGAAUUGAAUCUACCCCUCCUCGUCCUACUCCCCCCCACCCCCAACCCCACCCCUGACAAAGGUGUUUUUUGGUGAUCAUCAUUUUUGGGAAAUAAGGGUAAGCCUAAAAAUCUUCUGAAUCAUUUACUAUGUUAUACCGGCAUGUAAUGGGCUAUUUCUUCAUAACCUUGACUGCUGAGAUCAUCAGCGUGAUGUAACACAAAGAAAAUCUCUUAACAAAAAUGAAUAUAUUCAAAUAUUCUUUCCCUUAUAUUUUAUUUUUCUUUCUUUCCAAAUGGAUUGUAUGCAUUGCUUUUAUUAUGGAUGGAUGAAUGUCAGAGGUGGAUCUUUUAGGAUAUCUCAUCAAACUAGUGCACUUCCUGCCCAGAUAGCAAACUGAUGCUGGGUCAAUGUUGUUUGCCACUCUUGGCUCAGAGUUGUUGUGUCUAUUGGGCCAAUGUUGGGCCGCCAAGUUUGACAGAAUUUCGGGUAACUUUAAAUCCAUUUUGCCAAUGUUAGGCCAAUGUCGGCCAUUUUAUUGGCCCAAUGUUGGAUGGCAGGGUUGACAGACUUUCACCCACCUUUAACUCGACUUUGCUAAAGUUGAGCAAAUGUCAGCCAUUCCACUGGGUCAGCACUUGGAGCAAACAUUGGCCUAACAUAAUUUUCUCCAUUGGACCAACGCUGGGCCACCAGGGCCAACUUUUAGCCACCUUUAAAUCCACCUAGCCAGGGUUAGGGUUAGGGCAACAUUAGGGCAAUACUAGACCAGUGUUAUGAAAAUUUCGCCUUUGCCAACAUUUAGAUCAACAGUGUAGGGAGGCUCAACAUAACCACCUCAAAAUAGACAUUGGGUAAACAUCAGUUUGCUACCUGGGUGUGUUACCUUGAGUCAAUGUGGUGCUUCUCGCCUACUGUGUCAGCCCAUACAGAGGUGAUACUACAUCAUACACAGCAAUUAAACCUUAUGGGAGGUAACAGCUCACUCACCCUCUAUAAACAUCCAUCACUGUUUAUUUUGCUUUAUAUUUUGUUUUGACACUCCACCACAUUCUCUCUCUCUUUCCUGUUGUCUCUCAUUAUUGUAAUUUCUUUUUCUUCUGUGUGUGUGUGUGUGUGUGUGUGUGUGUGUGUGUGUAUGACUAAUGAAAUGUGUAUGGCUAUAGGGAGCAGUGUGUUACACCUCAGGGCAGCUUGGGGUUUAUUUGACUGUGUGGUGUGAUGUGAGAACCUAGACAAAUGGGGAAAAAAAAAACUACAAAACAAACAAACUGAUUAAUGAACUAAAAAUAUAUAGAUAGAUAGAUAUAUAAAUGUGCUUGUAUUUUUCCUUAUGAUUAGAUGCAAAUGUUGUUUAAUUCACUGUUCAUGUUCAUGAUUUAUUAUAUUGUGGAAAAAUUAAGGGGGUGGACCAUCAAACAGCAAGACUGCACUCUUCUGUUUGGUUCUUGCGCCCUGAAACUAUGGCAGCUUUUUCAAAUGUAGGGGUUUACCUUCACGGGGGGUAUCCUCCACGAAAUGUACACCCCCUUUAAAAAAAAAAAAGUACAAAUAGAAUAUAUUAAAAGGAAUAAUGUAUCUGAUAUCUAUGGUGAUCGUGCCUUUCACUAUUCUGCAUGUUUCUUUUUUUUUCUUUUUUUUCUUUUUUUUUUCGUGAUUAGCUGACUUUUCUAUCCUGUUUGUGUGGGCACUGGUCCGUACGCAGUAGUAGAGACCUAUGCAAAAUACAAGGAUGGGGUUCCAGCAUCCAUUCAGAAAUACAGGUACUGGAAAAAAAUUACAAAAUAAAAAAACUCUCAGGAUGAAA
Messenger RNA from Ictalurus punctatus (channel catfish), 6046 nucleotides. It is a transcript of the gene tp53inp2b, whose product is annotated as tumor protein p53-inducible nuclear protein 2. Gene Ontology annotation, cellular component: nucleus; autophagosome. The coding region runs from base 594 to 1433 and encodes 279 amino acids. The transcript has 4 exons. Lineage: Eukaryota; Metazoa; Chordata; Actinopteri; Siluriformes; Ictaluridae. The record is from RefSeq and is a predicted model, not a curated record. Gene Ontology annotation, biological process: autophagosome assembly; positive regulation of DNA-templated transcription.